Schistosoma turkestanicum is the source of this 3637-nucleotide messenger RNA. Lineage: Eukaryota; Metazoa; Platyhelminthes; Trematoda; Strigeidida; Schistosomatidae. The record is from the annotation of a GenBank genome assembly.
CUGUUCUGUGUUUAUCCGCUCAACUAUCUACCACUUCAAGGACGAGAACGCGAGACUAAACUAUCAAGUAUUCCUGUAAACAAAUGUAAGUUGGGAUAUCAUUAUGGCUUCUUAUGCAGCAGAAAUGCACGCUUCUCCCCGUCGUGAAGUCUCACAUUAUAAACAGUUUCAAAAUUCAUCUGACUCGUAUGGUAACAAAGCAAACUCAUCUACUCAUUCUAACGAUAAUUAUAAAAGUCCGUUCGAACGAACUAAUCAAUCAGUUUCAUCUUACUCAGACAUGAAUCCUGUAACAAGCCAACUACAACAACAGCAUCCACAAUACCAUUCUUCAGAUCUGUGUAGUUUCCAAUGUCAGCCAGAGUCCAAUGCGAGGACGCUACCUAAUUUCGAAACUACGAAUUGUAUUCCUUCAGUUUAUACAAGUCCAGACUAUAAUUUAAACAGUCCAGACUUAUACACACAAACCAAUCACCUACAAUCUUAUAUACAUCGUGUAUCUUGCUGUUUGCCUCAAUGUCCACAAUGCCCUCCAUACAAUCUUUUUUCUCAAUCUUUUUCAAACAAUGGAGCAACUUUACAACCAUCUUUACUAUUAUCUCCAACUGUAUUGAAUAACUAUUCCAAUUCAGCACUGUGUUUUCCGUCAACUGCUCAAAUGCCAUAUUAUUUUUGGUACAAUCAGGAUCCUGAAUAUCAGAAACAAUAUUAUCAAACUCAAAUCAAUAUGUCUAAGUUGAAUCUAGACCAUUCAUCUCCAAAUACAUGUAUGAUGAUUCAAUCAGAAUCAGAUCCUAUGCGCGGAUCUGUGCCGAAUCAAACACAUCAAACUGAAACAAAUUAUUCCAUAGAUCCAAAUGCUUUUGCUUCAGUAUCUUUGUCAGGAACUUCUAAUACAAUUGUUCAUCCAUCUAGUUUAACUAUGCCUAUUGCUCAAUCUGUCACUGUCGUUACCACUCUAUCUACUACUACUACGAUUACUACUACUAGUACUACUACUACUACUACUAUAAAUAAUAAUAAUAACAUAUCUUCAAAAACAAAUGAAUCAUGUGUAAUCAAUCAAUUAGAUUAUUCCAAUACUUCAUUAUAUGCAAACAGUAACAGUACACCAUUAAGCAAUCAAUUAAAUGGAGGAUAUACAACACUCCCUAUAGAUGGUGUCUAUGAUCCAAUCAACAGUGCAUGGUAUCCUGGUUAUUGGAAUUCUAAUAAUCUAUGGAUGUCAACAGCAACACCUCAAGGUAGUUAUUUAACAACAUCGUUCAAUAAUAAUAAUAAUAAUAUUAAUAAUAAUAGUAAUAAUACUACAUCCUCUUCAUUUUCACCUAAUCCACAAUCAUUUAACACAGAUGAAUAUGCAAUUCUACAUCAACAAUAUGUAAAUACAAUGAAUAAUGAUUUUGCUGGUAUUCUUAAUACUGGAAAUAAUAAUAAUAAUAAUAAUCAACUUUAUCAUUUAACCGAUUUGACAACAAAUUAUACUAAUCCAUCAACAGAUAGAAUGAUUACUGGUAAUCAGCAACCACCUUUAACUAAUUACAACAACUACAACUACAACAACACUGUUUCAUCAUCGUCAUCAUCAUCAAUAAAACUGGCUGUAACUUCUUUAUCAUCAACACCAGUUAGUAAAUUCUCAUCAUCAGCAUCAUCAUCAUCAGCAGCAGCAUCAACAUAUUCGUCGUCGUCAGCAGCAUCCAAUCAAACAUUGUCAUAUUACACUAAUCCAAAAUCAAAUUAUUCUUUAACAAAUUUACAAAAUAUUCAAUAUUGUUCUUAUCCUCUAUCAUUUUACAACACCAACAAUGUCAAUAUUAUCAAUAGUAAUGAUAGUAAAAACAAUAAUAAUAGUAAUAAUAAUCAUACUGUUGCGUCUGUGGUUGCUCACAAUAAUAUUCAUAACAGUAGUAGUAGUAAUAAUAAUAUUAGUAACAACAACAGCACUAAUGAUAAUAUGCGCUUAAUUUUAACCAUAUUAGCUAAUUCACGAGCAAAUACUACAGCAGUUGUUAGUCCAAAUAUUAUGCCGAAUCCUUAUCGUUAUAGUCCAGAUCGUAAUAGUUUAUUGUGUAAUAAUCGUCAAAAACUAUUGCCUAUAGAUCCAAUUUCAUGUAAUACAAACAUUACUCGAUCUAUGUGUAAAGUAUUUUCACAAUCUGAGUUGGCACGUUUAAAUUUAAAUGUUAAUCCAAUACAUUUUGAUGCAUCACUAGUGCAUAGAGCUCGUUAUUUCAUUAUUAAAUCAGACUAUGUGUACAAUGUGCACCAGUCAAUAAAAUAUGGUGUUUGGUGCUCAACUCGUACUGGUAAUCAAUGUUUAGAUGAAGCAUAUCAUUCAGUACGUGGUUCUACGGCUACAAUAACACCGAUGCCUGCCACUAUCACUCAUGUCAAUAAUCAAGAUGGUAAUGAUAAGUUAAUCAGUGAUAAUAGCAAUGUUGAUGAAGUUCCAGUCGCUGAUAAAUCGAUAUUAGCUGAUAACAAUGGAAAACUACAAUCAGGUGAAGAUGAGAACGUGACAGAGAUGUCUACUUCUACAACAACAACUGCAACAACUACGACUACUACCACUGAUAAUGAUAAUCAAUGUAAGAAAUCCCAUCCAACCAACUAUCCUGUUCAAAGUCCAAAUACUUUAUCUGAUGAUGGUACAACUGCACCUGUCUUGUCUGUUUGUUCUACCACGUGUACUACUACUACUACUGCCACUACUACUACUACUACUACUACAAAUGAAAUCAAUAACAAUGAAAAAUUCGAUACAACAAACGUUACAACAAUGAAAACCAAUGUACAUGAUCCAUGUAAAUCAGUAACAACUACCACUUCAACAAUUUCGACAGAAAAUAAUAAUGAUCAAAACAUGACUAAAUCAAAAAGAACUCCAACAUCUACAUUGAAUUACAAUGUAAACUCUUCUGCUGGACAUAUUAUUCUAUUUUUUUCUGUACGAGAAUCUGGAUAUCUUACUGGAGUUGCUGAAAUGAUCAGUCCGGUUAAUUCACAAAAACGUUCAACAAUAUGGCAAGAUUUACGAUUUCGAGGAGAAUUCGCUGUCAAAUGGUUGUAUAUUAAACAAAUUCCAAAUCAUGCUAUUAAACAUAUCUUAGUUGAAUGUUAUGAUAAUCGUCCAGUGACAGUAUUACGUGAUACCAGUGAAAUUUUACCACCGUCUAAAGGUGAAGAACUAUUACGUAUUGUACAUGAUUAUGGCUUAUCCACAGCAUCGUCAUCAUCAUCAACAUCAUCAACAACAACAACAGUACCAAUUAUGUCGUCAUCAUCCAUGUCAACAACAUCAUCAUCUUAUUAUUCCAUUGGAGGUGGUAUGAAAUCAUCUUACAAGAAAACUAAUAACAACUAUGACAAAUUAUCUAUGACUAAAUCCAAUUCAUCGGAUUCCAAUGAAUUAAAAAAUAAUCAUCACAAAAUGAUUCAUACUACUAAUACUAGUAGUAGUUUCACUAGUUCAUCAUCAUCAUCUACUAUCAUGAGUAAUAAUAAUAAUAAUAAUAAUAAUAAUAAUAAUAAUAAUAAUAAUAAUAAUAGCUCUUCAGUAAGUGUAUGUUCAUCGAUUGCUGAGAAUAAUAAUUCAAAUCAACGCUUGAAAAAUUCUCCGUCUACAAUUGUAUAA